This is a messenger RNA of Chlorocebus sabaeus (green monkey), 736 nucleotides long. Lineage: Eukaryota; Metazoa; Chordata; Mammalia; Primates; Cercopithecidae. The record is from RefSeq and is a predicted model, not a curated record.
CCUAGCUGCGCGCCAUGGCCUGGUUGCUGGCGUUGCUGGGCCGGGCAGGCAGGGUGGGCGCCCGGGUCCGGCCUCGUGCCACCUGGCUCCUGGGCUCCACCGUCCCCUGCGCCCCGCCGCCCCUGGCCCUGGCCCUGCUCCCGCCCAGGAGAGACGCCCGGCUGCUCCGCACGGCGCGCGGGGACUGCCGCGGCCGCCAGGAUCCCAGUCAGGCCACAGAGACAACAGGCAGCAGCGUCAGUUGCACAGAGGAGAAAAAGCAAAGCAAGUCACAGCAACUGAAAAAGAUUUUUCAAGAGUAUGGCACUGUCGGCGUGUCACUGCACAUUGGAAUCUCAUUAAUCUCCUUGGGCAUAUCUUACAUGGUUGUGUCAAGUGGUGUGGACAUGUCUGCAGUCCUGCUGAAACUCGGAUUUAAAGAGUCCCUGGUACAGUCAAAAAUGGCAGCAGGCACAGGUACCUUUGUGGUGGCCUAUGCAAUCCACAAGCUGUUUGCGCCAGUGAGAAUCAGCAUGACGCUAGUCUCUGUGCCCUUGAUUGUCAGAUAUUUUCGAAAAGUGGGAUUUUUUAAACCUCCCGCUACAAAACCUUAAUGAACUCUUCAGUCGUACACACUGAAAACCUAUUUCUUCUAAAUUACACAAUUUGCAUUGGUUUUAGGGUUGUAGGGUUUCUUUUGGAGAGGUAGGGGGCUAAUUGCUAUGUUCUCAUGGAUAAACUUUGCCAGCAAAAAUCA